Molecule: messenger RNA, 5417 nt
Organism: Carassius gibelio (silver crucian carp)
Lineage: Eukaryota; Metazoa; Chordata; Actinopteri; Cypriniformes; Cyprinidae
Product: BTB/POZ domain-containing protein KCTD8-like
Exons: 2
Coding region: 354-1715 (453 amino acids)
Biological process (GO): protein homooligomerization; regulation of G protein-coupled receptor signaling pathway
Molecular function (GO): protein binding
Source: RefSeq, a predicted model, not a curated record
CUCUCUCUCUCUCUCUCUCCCCCCCAGUGUCUCCAUCUCGUACUCCACUGCUCUCUUCAUCAACAGAGGGAUAGCAGCUGAGGAAACUUGAUAGCACUCCAUCCCCUUCUCUUCUCCUCUUCCCUUUUUCUUAAUCUCCCUCUCUUCUUCUCUCUAUCCCUCUCUCAUUCUCUAGCAGCGAUGUAGUUCUCUUUCAAACUUUAACAGCUGUUUGGCAGUGAAGUCUUGACUGAGAUCCAUCACGCCUGGACCUCCAUGGAUUCGCUCCCUGCUUCUUUUUGAGAUCUUUCCAGAGUCGCCUCUCUAUUCAUUUCUGUCUUCUGUUUACAUUGUCGUGUCGGUGGGUUUGGACCAUGGCCAUGAAGGAAACCAUACUCCCUAUUAGUGAGGUGUCGAGUCCGUACCCGGAGAUUGUGGAACUCAAUGUCGGCGGCCAAGUGUACGUCACCAAGCGCUCCACCCUGGUCAGCGUACCUGACACCACCCUCCACUACAUGUUCACGCGGUGCAGCCCGCACGAGUUGCCCCGCGACAACCGAGGGCGCUUCUUCAUUGACCGCGAUGGGUUCUUGUUCCGAUACGUGCUGGACUUCCUACGGGACCGCCAGCUUGUGCUACCAGAACACUUUCCGGAGCGGGAACGUCUUCAGCGUGAAGCCGAGCACUUCCAGUUGGGGGAAAUGCUUAGACUUUUGGGCCCACGUGUAGCCAAGCAAGGCUCGCUCAAUGACGAAGGCUGCCAGAGCGACAUUGAGGAAAGUUCGCAGAGCAGUGAGUUGGUGACUCGAACUGGAAGCUGUGCCACCAACUAUGCGACUUCCUCUUCCGUCCUGGACAAGAAGUCUGGGUUUAUUACGAUAGGUUAUCGGGGAUCCUACACAAUGGUGAGGGAUAACCAAGCUGAUGCUAAGUUUCGCCGUGUGGCACGGAUCAUGGUCUGCGGGCGUAUCGCCCUGGCGAAGGAAGUGUUCGGUGACACUUUAAAUGAAAGUCGAGAUCCGGACCGUCCGCCAGAGAAGUACACCUCCCGCUUCUACCUGAAGUUCACCUACCUGGAGCAAGCAUUCGACAGGUUGAGUGAGGCUGGGUUCCAGAUGGUGGCCUGCAACUCAACUGGAACAGCUGCGUUCGUUAACCAGUACAGAGACGACAAGAUCUGGAGCAGCUACACGGAGUACAUCUUCUUUAGACCAGCCUGCAAGUCAGCAUCCCCUAAACUGGAGCGUGAGGAGCCCAAGUCCGAGAAACUGCUGGAUAAGGCCAGUGAGAGCGGAGCCUCAUUGAACGAGCUCUCCACAUCCAGCUCCGAGACCCACUCAGAAGCCACAUCCCCCCAGGACGGGGGUCCCAUCCUAGUGUCACGUGGUGAGGUUGUGGGGGGCUCGCUGGCUCCAUGUGGUGCCCUGCACUCUGUAUCUCGACCUCCGAGCACUUUCACUCUGGGCCGACCGCCCAAAAAAGGUUCCUCUGUGCAGUGGAUGGAGCUGCCGGAUAAGAGGAGGAACAGCGAGUUGUUCCAGUCCCUCACCAGCGGGGUUGGUCCGAGGGAAGGUGUGGGAAGCGGUCUGACCCGGAGGAAGACUCUGGAGAGGCCCAGCGUGGAGGAGGAAAUGAAACAGUGCAUCCGAGAAUUCCGAAAGAUCAAGAUCCCUCCGGCGUUCCCAGAACGCAAAAGGCAGUGGCAGUCAGAACUGCUUCAGAAAUACGGGCUUUAAAGAAAACUCAGAAUAGGCGGUUUAAACUAUCCAACUGAUUCACAAUCUCACACAAUAGAUUGCCCAACAGACUUUAAAGUCCUCAGAGGUCUUGAUUCACACUGAGAAACCAAACAAUUGAGUAUCAGAAAAGAGAAAGAAGGAACUUGAGUCAUUAAAACAUGUUCCACUUUGCUCCAUUUUUAUUCAAAAUUGACAGCACCAUUCAUAUCUUUGAACUAGACUUUAAAACCUACCAAAAAGUGGUGAUGGAGCACAUUUCGAUGAAAAGCCAUUCCAUCUAGACUUAUCUAAAUAAACCUUUCCAUUGUUCAGAAGGUCUGCAAACAGGGCUCAUAGUAUAUACUAUUGUACUGACAGACAGACAGUGUUUACUGACAGACAGCAUUGGCUUCUUUGUAGACAUAUUGGGAAGUAAAUUCUUGUUGUGUCCAAAAGAGAGAUGUCACUGUGCGUUAACUAGUUGUUCAGUUUGGUUCUAUACAAAUGAUGUUAAUGUAAAUGUUGUUGUCUCUACCUACCUUUGUUUCAAUGAUUAAUUUAGGUUUGUUUUUUCGUAUACAUGUAUUAGGGCUACCAAAAUAUUUCAAAUGCCAGUCAAAUUGCUAUAUGCUGAUUAUUUCAUCAAAUUGCAAUUAAUCACAUAUACGGUGCAUUCAGAAAGUAUUUAGACCCCCUACAAUUUUUCAAUUAUGCUAUGUUGCAGACUGAUACUACAAAAGUAAAAAAAAAUAUAUAUAUAUUCACAUUGAUCUACACUCCGUACCUCAUAAUGACAAAGGUGAUGAGCAGUGCCUGGUUUCCUUCAAACAUGAUGCUUGGAAUUGAGCUAUAUCAGAGCAGAGUCUGAGGGUCCUUCGGGUGCUUUUUUGCAAACUCCAGGCUGGCUUUUAUGUGUUUUGCACUGAGGAGAGGGCUACAGUGAUGGUUGUCCUUCUGGAACUUUUUCCCAUCUCCACACAAGAUCUCUGGAGCUCAGUCAGAGUGACCAUUGGGUUAUUUAUUGGUCACCUUUCUUACUAAGGCCCUUCCCCAUAAAUUUCAGUUUGGCUGGGCGACCAGCUCUUGGAAGAGUCCUGGUUGUGCCAAACCUCUUCCAUCUGAGAAUUAUGCAAGCCACUGUGGGAACCUUCAGUGCAGCAGAAUGUUUUCAGAUUCUUCCCCAGAUCUACACUGUAAAAAAUUACUGUAAUUUUAAUGGUAAAAAACUGUGAAAAAUGCUAUAGUACAAACCUGUUCAAUGGUUAUGUAAAAUUUAAUCGGGAAUUUUUUCUUAUUUGUUAUGUUUAUUAGGGUUUUAUGUUACUUAUAAUGUUGCUAAAUUUCAUUUUAAUGAGUCUCACCAUGAUGGUGUUUAGUGCUUGUGUGAAUGACUCUGUGCACCUUCUAUGUGUAUUAUUAUUUAAAAGCAGCUUGUGAUGGACUUUGGUUCAUCACGUGACUUUCUCAUUACCAACUGCUUUUGGUAGUUUUCAGUGUAUUACAAAGUUACAAAACAGAGUUCAGUACUUCAAUAGUUAGGUAUAUUAACAUUAUAUCAGUUAAUGAAAUUACGGUAUUUAACUGUAAAUUUAACGUAAAACCUAAAACGUUGUUAACAUAUUUUCUAUGAUAGAAUUCUGGGAACCACAUGUGGCUCCUGUUUUUUUUCUGUACAUUUUACAGAUCUUUUUUUUUUUUUUUUUUUUUUUUUUUUUACAGUGUAUGCCUCAACACAAUCCUGGCUCUGAGCUCUGCAGGCAGUUCCUUUGACCUCAUGGCUUGGUUAUUUUCACUCUAAUAGCAUUGUCAACUGUGAGGCCUAUUAUAGAGAGUUUUAUAGAGUCUAAUCAAUUUAAGUUAAUGCAAGUGGACUGCAAUCAAGGUGUAGAAACAUCUCAGCAAUGAUCAAGAGAAAUGGAAAGCACUUGAGCUAUACUUUAAGUGUUGUUGCAAAGGGUCUUAUACUUGUGUAAAUGUGAUUCAGUUUUUUAUUAUUAAUAAAUUAACAGACAUUUCUAAAAUUAUUUUUUUCACUUUGUCUAAGGAGUGUAGAAUAAUGAGAAAUAUUUUUUUAUUAUUUAAACAGUUGUAGUAUCAGGCUGCAACAUAAAAAAAUGGAAAAAAGUGAAGGGGGUCUGAAUACUUUCUGAAUGUACUGUAUAUCAGCAUUUGUUAAAGAAAGCCCCCAUUUUUCAGUCAAGUCUGUCAAUCAGUAUGUAUUCAAUCAGUCUGUCCUAACAGACCUUUCUUAAUUUUUAGUUUAUGUACACAAGUUCCAGAUGGGUGUCUUUGGAUGUUGAAUUAUUUCUUAUGUCAUGUAUGUUUUUUUUACAGCAUGUGUCACAUUCAAAACAGUUUUAUGUGUCUUAAGACACUUUCUUGAACGUCUUGAACUAAAAAAAAAAGUCCUUUUUAAAGAGCGACUCUUUAGUCGUUCUGUGCUGCUUGCUCUUGGUUAAGUCUGGUGAUUAAAUGUGUUAAUUUUUUAAAGAAUGAAUUACACUAUAUGGAUGUUAAAUUGACAGCCCUACUAUAUAUACCUCUAUACAAUAGAAAUAUAUUAAAAAAUAUAUAUAACUGUAUAUUUGCUGAGAAUCAUCAAACUAGGAUUGGAAGGUAUGAUGAAUGAGUUAACAUAUGAUCUUAAAUCUUAACUGGAAUAUGAGGUUGUUGGAAUUUUAUAUUAGCUAGGUUUAAUGAGCACAGAAAUAUAAUAUAAUGGAUAAAUUAUCUUCUCAUUCCAUCCCUUUAAUUGACCCAAUUUUUGCAUUUAUUGAUGGACUACUAUGAACAUCUGCACAGUGGUUCUUCUCUGUGUGAGGUUUCUCUGACUGAUGCCUAGAAAUUGUCCAUUGUCUGGGACGGUUUUGCUAUGAGUUCUGUGCCAUACAUUUUCUAAAUGUGUGUGUGUUUGUGUGUGUGCUUCUGUCCAUAUUUGUGCACACACUUUUCUUUAUGUACUUUUCUAUAGUGUCAUUUCUGAAGGAAAUUUCUGAUUUUGAAUCACAAAAAAAACAAAAAAAACAAGGAUUGCUACAAAUUGCUAUUCAUAAAAAACAUAUUGUUGGUCCAGAGCUGAUAAUGGAGAAGACCAGGAGUUGACCUCCAAUGAUGCAUGCCCAUGUUGGUUCCUUUACAGUUUUUCUCAGUGCAAAACCUUAAUGUGAAAUCAUCUUUAAGAAUUGAUCGUCUUUACACAGAUUUAUCUAUGUUUGAGCCUAGCGAGAUUUAUUUUUAAAUGAAAAUAGCCAUGGCGUCAAGCCAGUAGCCUAAUCCACGUGCUGAAAACGGUUCCAAGAGAUUGUUUAUGGCAGAGCGUCAUUCCAGACUCGGGGAAUGAUCUUUCCAUCUGCCGUAGGCUGCGUAUCAAAUGUCAGUGAGCAUUCGCAGUGCAUUUCCAUCUCCAUAAAGACUUGUAUUUGAGAUAUAUUAGAUGAUUGCCAUCUAAUUGAUGUGUGCGGUGUUCUGUGCACAUUUAAAGCACAAAAUUCAGUUAAUGCCGGUUUGAGACAUGAUAUGGUCUCAAUCCAGGACACAGGUUUGAAAAGCACAAGGCGCAGUUGACUCUUAUUCUAGAAAUAUAAUGUUUAAUUGGUUUAAAUCAGGACUUAGUGUUAGUCUACUGUGAAACCUGAAUGCUCCCAAAUUUGUGAAGAUGUUGUUAUAUCUGUUGAUUUGCCUCAGUGUCCUGUAAUAAAGGUGUCAUGUUAUGAUGGGUAA